UUUGCUAAUGUUCAGAAAGCCCAAAAUUUUGAGCAAACCUUGGAAGCAGUGAGACUAAUAAAUUGUCCACCAAACCACCACACAGACACUCUCUUCUUCAACUUUUCAUUCUCUUGUUUUGUUCCAAUCCUGAAGCAGAUCUGGCAAUGUCGCAAGGAUUCGCAAUCGAACUAUACCUAGACCCAGCGCUUGAGAAUCAGGUUCUGAAAGCGUGGAAUGUUCUCGCGCGGAGACAAAUCAGCACACACCUAAUCGAAAUGGAGUCACGGCCUCACAUAACCCUAUUCUCCACCCCCUUUCUAGAACCUUCCAAAUUGGAACCUCUCCUCAGAGCCUUCGCCUCCAAGCACGACCCUCUCCCUCUCUCCUUCUCAUCCCUCGCCACCUUCCCCAACGACGCCGACAACCUCUUCUUCCUCGCCCCCACUCCCACCCUCGCCCUCCUCCACCUUCAGUCACAGCUCUGUGACGCUAUCAGAAAAGAAGGCGUCGAAAUCGGUGAUGACUAUGCCUUGGAUUCUUGGAUUCCGAAUUGCCCCGUGGCGCGCCACGUCCCCAAGCAGAGGUUGUCUGAGGCUUUCACUCUCUUGAGGGAACUCAAGUUGCCGGUUUCCGGUUACGCUGUGGAUAUUGCGCUCGUUCAAUACUCUCCUGUUCGGGAAGUAUUCUCAUUUGUGCUUGGAGAUAAUAGUUAGAUACCAGUCUGAGGAGUGCUUGCCGGUGUGUUGGACCUCUUCCAAGUUGAUAUGACCAGUCAUAUUCUCAGUUUUUCUGACUGAAGUAGUUCAGCAUCCAAUACCCGAUGAUGAAUGGUUCUAUUUUGUUGUUAUAGAGUAAGAUGUUUGAUUGUUGUGUCUAUAACUCCUUUUUUGCUGUCAGAUUUUCUUCUGGCAGUUGUCUCUGGUUCUAUAUGACAUCCUGUGAUGAUACUUACACUAUUGCAUAACUGUUAAUAUGACUGCAUAUGAGUAAUGAUUUCUACCAUAGGCUCUUACAUUUUUUUUUCCUUCUUGCUUUCCUAAAACUCUGACGCACACACAUUAACAGUUGUGCAGGGACUGAUUGUGUAAAUAGCUUUUCUCAUAAGUACCCAUCAUUUAUGGGAAAAGUAAAGAAAUGCUGAUUGUUGUAGCAUUUCACAUUUAAUCAAUUUUAAGUCCAUGCUUUGUAUUCAUAGGUUUAUAAGAACAGUUAAAUACCUUAAAGGCAGUUUGGUUGAGUUCUUA
Molecule: messenger RNA, 1226 nt
Organism: Cajanus cajan (pigeon pea)
Lineage: Eukaryota; Viridiplantae; Streptophyta; Magnoliopsida; Fabales; Fabaceae
Source: RefSeq, a predicted model, not a curated record